AUGAAGGUGCUCAAUAAGAGUAUGGUAUUACUAUUGACCUUAAUUUUUAUGCUUCCGAAGACAACAUCCCAAGAUAGCCUUCUAUGUUAUUCAAAACUGAACAAAAACCACGUGGUUCGGUGCAAGACCGCAUGUGUUGAGAAGACGUUAAUUUCAAGAUACAAAUCAGAUUCAGAAUACGACUUUGAUUACUACUACCGUGUUGGAUGUGAGAGCAAAACAGUUAAGAAAACUCUAAAAAGUGUAAAAUGUGAUUGGAAUGUGAAAAAUGGAUCCGAAUACUACCUACAGUACAUGAUCAAAGGAAUCGAUGAACGAAAUCCAAGACUUUUUAUUCGAAAAAAAUGUUGCUUCAGUUCGUACUGUAAUGAGCCAACUCUCAACUCCCGUCGAUAUUGGUAUCGGAAGGAUCAGAGUAUGCUGACGAUCAUCAGGAACAAGUUCAACGCUAGGCAUCUUUUGAAAACGACAGUUUUCAUACUGAUUGUGUUUCUGAUUGCCUAUGGAAGUGUUUCUGUAGUGAUGAGCUGGUUUAAAUCAAAACAUCUUGCUGAAUCAGGCCAGCAAUUUCGACAGCUGGAGCUAGAAUUGAUGCAGGAUACUUCAUUCGAAGAUUCCGCUAUUGUAGAUACGAAAAUCGAAGUUACUGGAAGAUUGACUGUUAAAGAAACUGCCCAGCUUCUAUCCCUUCUCCCAGAUAAUGACAAGGUCAAGUAUUCUAAAAUGAAGUCAGUGUCUUCAGAAGAGUCAACGAAAGAAUCUAAAACAGCAAACACUUUGAAAGCAGCCGAAAGUGAGGCAGUACUAGGAAGGGGAAUGAGAAAGGUUAAAAUAAAAGCUCCAUUAAAAACAAGUGCAUCCGGAUGGGGUCAUAAACUUUGCAAUACAGUAAGAACCAUCAAUUCUCCAUAUGAUAUACUGUAUCGCUUAAUUGAACAUGGUCCAUAUCAAUACCCGUUCACUGCUCUGGAAUUGCUUACGCUAUUCGAAGAGACCGCAUUCAAGAUGGCUGAAGAACCAUCUCUUCUUCAAAUCGAAGCGGAAGUUACUGUAAUCGGAGACAUACGUGGAAGAUAUGUGGAUCUUCACAGAUGGCUUCAAUUGACUGGAUGGCCUCCACAAAAUAGAAUUCUAUUUCUUGGAGGAAUCCUGGAUAACGAUGAACCGGGUUCUGUGGAAUGUCUCGCUCUGAUUUGUGCACUCAAAUGCCGUUUCCCAAAACACGUCUUCAUUCUCCGAGGUAGUCCAGAAACUUCAACAUUUCGAAUGUCGGAACGUCUUCAUCCAGUAAUCACUCGUGCUGUUCAAUCCUGUAUCAAACGGAUGUGUUCUCACAUGUCUUUUGCUGCUAUAAUCGGAAAAUCAAUUCUUGCUGUUUACAGUGGAUUCUCUCCAAUGAUUCGGGAAAAAGGACACAUUCAUCAUUUGUUCCGUCCAGUGACAGCCGAGCAUAUGACUACUGUAGAACGACAUAUCAUUUUCAAUCAACCAUCGAAUCAAGUCGGAAUGUAUCGUCCGAAUCCUAAUUCGGAAGGCAAUUGGUUCGGAAAACAAGCUGUAAAAAGGGCAUGCAAAGCAAUGAAGUGUAAUGUUAUGAUCAGAGGUCAAUCAUAUACUCCGUAUGGCUAUCUUCCUUGCUGGAAUAACCGUUUAAUCAAUUUGUGGUCCGCUCCAGGAUGUGGCUCAAAUUUCGGUGCAGUGCUCUCGAUUUCAAAAGAUUUGGUGAUCACUCCAAUAUUGAUGGAGAAACAACAAGUUGAGAACUAA
Messenger RNA from Caenorhabditis briggsae, 1767 nucleotides. Gene Ontology annotation, molecular function: protein serine/threonine phosphatase activity. The transcript has 9 exons. Bases 1 to 1767 code for a protein of 588 amino acids. The record is from RefSeq and is a predicted model, not a curated record. Gene Ontology annotation, cellular component: nucleus; cytoplasm. Lineage: Eukaryota; Metazoa; Nematoda; Chromadorea; Rhabditida; Rhabditidae.